CCUGCAGGGCCCUCCCAUGGACUCCAGCAAGAAGGUGGACCUGAAGAUAAUCAUCAUAGGAGCCCUGGGCGUGGGCAAGACCUCCCUGCUGCACCAGUACGUGCACAAGACCUUCUACGAGGACUACCGCACCACGCUGGGCGCCAGCAUCCUCACCAAGGUCAUCGCCGUGGACAACACUCCGCUGAAGCUGCAGAUCUGGGACACGGGGGGACAGGAGCGGUUCCGGUCCAUGGUGUCCACCUUCUACAAGGGCUCUGAUGGCUGCAUGCUGGCUUUCGACGUGACCGACAGGGAGUCCUUCGAGUCCCUGGAUAACUGGAGGGAUGAUUUCCUGGAGAAGGUCAUCCCAAGGGAGCCCGACUUCCCCAUGGUUGUGCUGGGGAACAAAAUAGACAUCUGCGACCGGCAGGUGUCCGAGGAGCUCGCCUUGGCCUGGUGCAAGGACAAAGACAUCCCGUACUUCGAAGUCAGCGCCAAGAACGGCAUCAACGUGGCGCAGGCCUUCGAGACGCUGGCCAAGCAGGCGCUGCUCAUGCCCUCCUCCGUGCUCUGGAACGUGGCGCUCGCUGCGUUUUAUCUCGGGUGGGAGCCGCAGGCCCUGGGACGCUUCGGCCACGACCGGUUCCCGGCGUGA
This is a messenger RNA of Tinamus guttatus (white-throated tinamou), 637 nucleotides long. Lineage: Eukaryota; Metazoa; Chordata; Aves; Tinamiformes; Tinamidae. The record is from RefSeq and is a predicted model, not a curated record.